Micromonas commoda is the source of this 1971-nucleotide messenger RNA. It is a transcript of the gene ADG2B, whose product is annotated as glucose-1-phosphate adenylyltransferase chloroplast precursor. Gene Ontology annotation, biological process: glycogen biosynthetic process. Lineage: Eukaryota; Viridiplantae; Chlorophyta; Mamiellophyceae; Mamiellales; Mamiellaceae. Bases 373 to 1710 code for a protein of 445 amino acids. The record is from RefSeq and is a predicted model, not a curated record. Gene Ontology annotation, molecular function: glucose-1-phosphate adenylyltransferase activity. The transcript has 3 exons.
AUGCGCCACGCGCCAGCGGUCGCGGCCGGACAGGCCGUGACCCGCGGCCGCCCGCGACUCUUGGCGAACCGGAACUGGACCAUGGUCCCCUGCGCGCGACCCUUAAAGCCCGCACGCGUCGUGCGCCUCGGGUCAUUCUCCGACUUGAGCAAGCCCGCGGGACAGGCCGGUUCGCGGAAGUUCUUCAAUUCCGCCUCGUCGGAGGCUGACGCGGCGCGCAAGGUUUCCGUCUCGGCCAUCUCCGAGCCCGUUGUUUCGGACCAACCCCGCGUGUCGCCUUCCGUGGACGAGGACGUUCCCCGGAACCUCCGGCCUUCGUGCGUCGUGCCGGAGCGCAGGCGCCGGGUGAACCCCGCGCCAAAUCCGGUGGCGAUGGACAAGGUCGGAGCCGUCGUUCUCGCCGGCGGCGCGGACUCGAACAACCCGCUGACGCGCUCCCAGGCUCGCGCGGCGCUCCGCUUCGGGGCCACCUACAGGCUCAUCGACUUCCCAAUUGCAAACUGCAUCAACUCCAAGGUUCGGCGGGUCUUCGUGCUCACGCAGUGGAACUCCCACACGCUCAACCAGCACGUCAACUCGGCGUAUCCGCCCGAAGUCUUCGGCUUCGGCGAGCAAGGGUCCGUCGAUGUCCUCCCGUCCAACCAGACGGUCAGGGAGAAGAGCUGGUCGCUGGGCUCCGCGGACUGCGUGCGCCGGCACCUGCAGAGCGGCGCGCUCAAGGGACCCGGCUCGUGGGAGCCCGAGGCGUUCCUAAUCCUCUCGGGCGAGGCGCUGUACCGCAUGGACUACCAGGACAUGCUCAAGACCCACAACGAGACCGGCGCGGACAUCACCAUCGGCGUGAGCAAGCAGCGGCUCGGUGACGUGGACGCCACCAACCUCGGCAUCUGCAGCGUGUACACGGAUGACACGCAGGUUUACGGGUUCAGGGAGAAGCCCAAGCCGGAUGAGCUCCGCGAGCUCGCGCAGUGCGAGAAGAACGUGUCCGACCUCGACGACUGCCACGUGCACGUGAACAUGGGGGUGUACAUCUUCUCCAAGCGCGCGAUGAAGGAACUCGUCGGCGUCAUCGAGCACAUCGACGAGGGAACUUCCGUGGACUUUGGCCGCGACAUCAUCCCGAUGGCGAUUGGCUCCAACUACCAGAUCCACGCGCACGAGCACGGCGGGUUCUGGCAGCCCAUUCGCAACCUGCGCGAGUGGUACGAGAGCAACCUGUCCAUCUGCUCCCCCGAUCUCUUCCGUAAGAUGUACGCGGGAGCGAGCGCCCUGAUCGACGUCUCCAAGGAUCAGGUGUUCACCGUCCCCAGGACGCUCCCCCCGGCGCGGUUCACCGGCGUGAGCGACUGCGAGAGCUCGCUCAUCAGCGACGGCGUGGUCGUGGCGAACGGCUGCAGGAUCAAGGACAGCGUCGUGGGACCGUGCGUGGUGUUUGGCGAGGACGUCAGCGUGGAGCGCGUGAUUUUCAACGGGCACCCGGAGAUGGCGCACAUCCACGGCAACGACGUGCCGGAUGUCGGGCGAGGGUCGGUUCUCCUCGGAUGCGUGGUGCAGAGCGACGUGCUCAUCGGCGCCGGAUGCGUCCUGACCAACAAGAAGGGGGUGAAGAAGGCUGAGGUUGUCGACGAGAACGGGCACGGAUACGUAAUCGAGAACGGACUCAUCACCAUCCUCGAAGGCACCGUCCUGGAGGCGGGCACCGUGAUCUAAACGAAUGGAUGACGGGGGCGGGUCGUUGUCCCGGAGGCGGGUCGUUGUCCCAGAGGCGGGACGUUUUAGGGAUGAAGGAGGUUCUCCAACUCUGUAUCACCACUGUUUCAGCGCAUGGCGCUGAAAUUUUCUGGUCGAAAGGGAAGAAUUCGGGUGUUUUUUCUUCAAGUGUUUGAUUGUAUCCUGACCACUACUGGCAAGUGAACGUAGGAGGGGCUGGUUUAUAGCGAGAGCAUCUACAAAAUGAUUUGUCUAAAUCAU